AUGCCACCAGUCGAAUCCUCCACCGCGCCACCGGGCAAGUCCUUGCUCGACCUUCCUGGCGAGAUUCGCAAUCUCGUCUACGACUUCAUGAAGACCUCAAAGCGGGCUUCGACGAACACAGACUCCGACUUCAUCCCCGCCAAUCUCCUUCUCAUAAAUCGCCAAAUCCACCAGGAAACACGUUCCCUGCUUUACGGGCAGACCCGGUUCAAGUUCACCAGCUUUCAUGAUGGCGCGGUUCUAAAAAUGGCCGACACCCUUAGCCCGGGCCAACAAGUCCAUGUAGGGCACAGCGUCGUUUACGGUGGCGGAAUGCCAUUUGAUUACCCCAACAGCCCAGACAAUAAGCUUGUCGCCUUCUUGGAACAAAUUGGCCCCGGUAACGGGAGAUGCAUCAAGGACAUUCAAAUCGCCUUCCCGUCCGUUUUCCAGGAAGGUGACAGGAUUGAAAUUGACAGUCUCACCUCUCGUGCCUUCGACAAGCUUCAAGUGUACUGCCCCAAUCUGAAAAAGCUCAGACUGGGUUGCGAGUCGGUUAUUUUCUCUGGAGAGUACGUGCAUGCGCACUACUUUAUUUGCUCGGGCCGUAUCCAUUCAAAGGUGUUGGAUUUGGUUGCUGCUUGUCUUAGGGCGAUUUCCUCCGAGAUGGAGGUCGAGUUUAAUAUGUUCACCGACUGCGAUUGUUUGGCGAGGGAUGAGUUCAAAAUGAAGAUUGAGUCUUAUGGGUGGAAGGUCAACAUCCUCUACAAGAAAUCUGCCAUUCGGCAGGAGUUGUUCCUACCUAUUUACCUUGGUGAUUCCGACUUGGAGGAUUCCCACUAUGAUGACUCCUACUAUGAGGAUUCAAGCGUACAUAAUUACGAUGACGAAGGUGACAGUGUUGACUUUGGAGAUACGGAGAUUGGGGAUUCCGACUCUGGGGAUCACGACGACGAAGGCGACAGUGUUGGCUUUGAAGAUGUGGAAUCUGAUGAUUCCGGCUAG
Messenger RNA from Penicillium cataractarum, 984 nucleotides. RefSeq lists its product as uncharacterized. NCBI's taxonomy places the organism in Eukaryota, Fungi, Ascomycota, Eurotiomycetes, Eurotiales, Aspergillaceae. The coding region runs from base 1 to 984 and encodes 327 amino acids. The record is from RefSeq and is a predicted model, not a curated record. The transcript has a single exon.